Henningerozyma blattae CBS 6284 is the source of this 3624-nucleotide messenger RNA. It is a transcript of the gene PDR1, whose product is annotated as drug-responsive transcription factor PDR1. NCBI's taxonomy places the organism in Eukaryota, Fungi, Ascomycota, Saccharomycetes, Saccharomycetales, Saccharomycetaceae. The coding region runs from base 1 to 3624 and encodes 1207 amino acids. The transcript has a single exon. Gene Ontology annotation, molecular function: DNA binding; zinc ion binding; DNA-binding transcription factor activity, RNA polymerase II-specific. Gene Ontology annotation, biological process: regulation of DNA-templated transcription; DNA-templated transcription. The record is from RefSeq and is a predicted model, not a curated record.
AUGGCAGUGAAACACGCAACCAGGCCAAGAUCUAAGGUCUCGAAGGCCUGUGACAAUUGUCGUAGAAGGAAAAUUAAAUGUAGUGGGGAAAGACCCUGUGCAGGAUGUAAGACUUAUAACUGUGAAUGUAUAUUUUCCGUUUCAGCACCUACUCCAAGAGCCUCAAAAGUGAAAAAAAACAAAAUAGCUGGUAUUGUUAAUCAUUCUCCAAAAAAUGGAUCGAUAUCGCCAACCACAGGUAAUAAUCCAAAUAGUAACAACAUACUGACAGAUGAUAGCAUUUCCAAUAAUGAUUCUCUAUUAUCGCCAGUAUCUGCUUCAUCAAAGAAUAGUAAACUGAAUAAGAAUAGUAUAUCGACUCAUUCCAAGAAAAACCAUUCCUUAAUACAGCUUUCAAAUAAGAUCAUUAAUAGUAAUUCUGAUAUAAUAAACCAAGAUAUAAGUCUUUUAGAGUUGCCAGAUAUAACGUAUGUUCCUGAUAAACCAGGUAGUAUCUAUAAGGAUGAUCAUGAUUUACAAUUGAAAUUGAUUAAUUAUCAAAAGACAUUACUAUUGUUGUUAAACAAUUUAAAAAUAUCCAAUUCCAAUGGUAGUGCUAGUAAAAAGCAAAUCAUUAACUCCAUUUUAAACAUGAAUAAUCAAAUAAAAGAUUUGAUAAAUAAUUAUAAACCAAUAAUUGACCCUGAUAAAGUCAAAUUCUAUACAAACACCAUCAAUUCAAAUGAUCUUUCGAUAGAAUAUCAUUAUAUGAGAAAUAAAUACACAAGCAAGAUUUUUUUAAAUACAAUUACUGAAUGGAAUGAUAAUAAUAAAACCGUCAGCAAUGAUUCAUUUUCUAAACAAUCGAUGAAUAAUGGUUGUGCCUCCAUUAUUAAUCAUUCAUUGUGUCAAGAUAAAUUAGUAGAUGACAUAUUUGGUUUAUAUUCCCCCUGGAUGGGUAUCUCCCUACGAGGUAUAGGUUAUAACGUUUCCAAAUUCGUGAAUGAUUUGAAAUCAAAAUAUAAAGAAGAUUGGGGGAGAGUAAAUAGUGACAAGAUGAUCCCUUUAAAGGAAAGUGCAUAUCUACUGUUAAGAUUCUUCGAUAUUUGUAGAGAUUCCAUGGAUCAUUCCAUGAAAAGUAUGUCAUCUCCUUUAGAAUUGGGUUUGAUGAAGCAGAAAUUAUUAUCCAAUUUUAAUUCUACAAAUAAUAAUCAUUUAAAUCAUUCCACUUCUUCUUCAAUGGAAUCAUUAACGUCUUUAUUACAAAGUAAUAAUAAUAAUGAUAUUAGUAAUGUAAUAUUACAAUCAAAAGUAAAAGAAAGUAAUAAAGAAUUAUUAACUAACUUGGUUAAAUGCUUACCACAACCUUUCACUUAUAAUAUUACUUCCAUUUCAAAUGAUUUUUUAUUAUCCUUCUAUGAUAAUGAAUUAAAGAUGUUUUCCACAGUCUUGAAAAUGAUUUAUCAGGCUACUAAAAGUUUUAAUACUGUAUUAAGAAGAAUUACAGUAUUAAAUCCCAAUAAACAAGCUUCUACCGAUGAAAAUAAUAAAGAUAUAAUGGGUUAUAUAGUAUCAGAUAAUGAUAUUAAUACUAUUGCAAACUUAUGCCAAGUGGAAGAAAUAUUAUAUUCCUUAUGUGCAAAUUAUUAUAACUCCACUCUUUAUCAUUUAGAUGAUCAUUUUAAUACAAUAGAAUAUUUGGAAUUAUUAAUUGUCUUUUUAAAACAACAAUUAGUAGCAAGUGAGUUUUAUGGAUUUGAAAGAGUACUAGAUGUUGCAAUCAAUUAUGCUAUUCAAAUGGGAUUUUCUCGUUGGGAAUUUUAUGUGGGUCUACAGGAAUAUCAAGCAGAAAAGAGAAGACAAUUAUGGUGGAAAUUAUAUAUGAUUGAAAAAUUACAUUGCAUGAAGCGUGGUUUCCCAUCUGUAAUAAAUGAAGAUAAAAUAAAUUGUCUAUUACCGGAAAAAUUUAGAUUCUUGGGUUAUUUAGAUUCAAAUGAUUAUUUUAAUAAAAUAAAUAAUCCAAACUUUAAUAAUUUAUCUGAAAAUUUAUCGAAAUUAUCUUUAAGUGAUUUAAAAGAUUAUGGUAACUUGGGUUUAACAAUUAUUUUUAGCAAAUUUUCGAACAACAUUUUAUUUAAUAAUAAAUAUUCAUCUGUUAAAAAUUCAACAAAGCAUUCCUUCUUAAAAUUCAAUUUAUUGAAUCAAUUAUAUUCCGAAACUGAUGAAAUACUGAAAAAAUUAGAUAUGGUUAAAUUACAACUAAGGCCAAUUUUUGAUUUUGUAGAUAAUUACCCCAACAAUAAUUAUGAUGAAACUUAUUUGAAAAAUUAUAACAAUUCAAAUUCAAAUUUAGAUAAUGAUCAUUGUGAUGCUGAUAAUUUAAUUCAACAAUUAUUUUAUUUGGUACUCCAUUUCCAAUCCUUAAGAGCUCAUAUUCAAAAUUCAGCAAUGCAACUAUCUCAAAGAUUUCUGGUUCCUGAAACAAAAGACUUCUUAAAUAAGAAAUCUGGUCAAUAUUCCAAUGAAAUUUUUGACGCUUGGUCAAGCACUUUGCCAAAAUUACUAAUGGUUCCUGAUGAUUAUAGUGUUCAAAGGGCCAUAUAUUUUUUUAAUUUAAUUCAUAUCAUUACUCUAAAUACACAUUCUACAAGAACAAUUCCUUUAACAAUUGAAUCACUUGUUCAAUCAUUAAAAGUGUUUAAACGAAUAGAAAAAUUAACUUUAUUCUUCAAGAAUUGCAAUAAUAAAAUAAUCAUUAACUCAAAAAGACACAAUGACCUUUCGAAAUUUAUUCUAAUAGAUGCAAUUUUAACUCAUAUGUUAUGUUUCGAUUACAUUUGUACAAAUAAUUUAAAUAGAACUGAAUUGAUCCAAAAAAUUUCUGAAUAUGAUAGUGAGAUGGGCACCGUAACUUCAUACAUGUUAAAUCCAAAAUCUUAUAUAUUUACAAAAUUAAUGAAGCCAGUCCAAGAAACUGGGUUUCAUAUUAAUUUUAAAAAAUGGUUCGAAAUUUCGAAUUUUGAGCAAUCUUUGUUAUCAACAACUCCAAAUGGAAAUUUAUUUCCACAUUUCGCUAGUCAAAGAUCAGAUAGUGAACUUUUACUUUAUAAAUCAAAUACUUGUCCACUUUCAUUAUCUUCAAAUCCUUCUUCUGCUUCAAAAUCCAUUAAUUCUGCAACUAUUCCAAAAGUGGAUACAAGAAAUAAAACUAACCAUAAAUCCCCAUUGUCUCAAGAGGUCACCCAAGAUAUCAAUAAUCAUUCAGAGAUGAAUUCUUCCUCAACAGUAACAAGUUCUACAGAUUCUCAAAUGUCUCGAAGUGUUCAACCAACUCCUGGCUCAGAUAUUUCAAUGAAAUCAUUAGCACCCUGUUUGUCAAAGAAUAACACAACUAAUAGUCAACCAUACGACGCACAAAAUGUUGAUUUUAUACAAUAUAAUAAUUCUAAUACUAAUGCAGAUGGUAAUUUCUCUACUAAUAACAAUAGCAAUGAUAAAAAUUUGUCGAAAAAUGAAUUAAUUAACCCUACCAAUACUACUCUUACAGAUAAUGGUUAUAACAUAGGUACAUUUGAUGAAUUUGUAAACACUGGUGAUUUGGAUAGUUUACUAAGUAUGUUGUUAAGUGAUACAUCAGGGAAAUAA